AUGGAGAAUGAAAUGGAACGUGAACAAGACUAUGACAUGGCUAACGAGGGAGAUGUGGAGUUUUGCGAGCCUGAAAUUGUUGUUGAAAACGUGGAGUUCGAAACGCCAAGUGACUCAAUCGACUAUGUAUUAUAUAACCUCGUUGUUUCUGUUGUUGAUACAGAAAGCGACGAAGACGACGCUGAAUUUGUUGAGGCUAUAAGCGAAAAUGAGAGUAAAAUAUUGUUUCCCUGCUCCCAAUACACGAACAUCUGCAAGUCAAAACGGGAGGCUAGCCUGACGAAACACACAAACUCGCAGCAUCGUGAUGCUGUUCAUUUUAUACCUUCGAGCACAACAAAAUCUGCCGAACAGGAGGAAACGCGUCUUUCGAAAGAGAAUCUAGCUUCUAUUGUCAUCGACAUUAAAACAAAGCUAAUAAAAGAAGAAUUAUUCGGACCUGAUAUAAACUCUGCUCUCAAGAAAGUCUCGUCAAGUAAGAACAAGUCUUUCCUCAUGACAAAUCAGGACAAAAUGUUAGAAGAUUUUUACGGGUUAUUGCUUAUAUGUAAAUUUUUCAACUUAUGA
Molecule: messenger RNA, 567 nt
Organism: Paramuricea clavata
Lineage: Eukaryota; Metazoa; Cnidaria; Anthozoa; Malacalcyonacea; Plexauridae
Source: the annotation of a GenBank genome assembly